AUGGCGGCGCGACUCCCCAUUGCUCAAGUCCCGGCCAUGUUCGCCCGUCGACAGCCAAGAGUGCUUUGCUCUUCUCGACGUCUUCAAUCAUCCUCCGCUCCCCAAACUCAGAACCCUGCGUAUCCUCUUUACCCUUCUGUCAUCCAACUCCUGCACCAGAAGGGAAUUCCCGAGUCAGAAGUCUCCAAGAUUCCCGCCUCUGGCCCUAAGGGUCGUCUCCUCAAGGGUGACGUCCUCGCCUACAUCGGUCAAAUCGCCGCUGAGUACCCGGCGAAUCAGGCUGCGUCAUUGGCCAAGCUUGCACACCUCGAUCUGAGCAACAUCAAGAUCGCCGCGCCGGCCGCUAAGCCCGCCGCACCUGCCGCAGAGGAGAAGAAGGAUGUUGUCGCACAACCGCCCCGCAUGACCCCGAUCGCCAUUACGGUCUCCUUGUCUGCCGUCCUGUCUGCGCAAAAGAAGAUCCAAGAGAGCUUGGGCGUCACUGUGCCUUUGUCACGCUUCUUGACCAUUGCCACCGACCUUGCAAACGAUGCACUUCCCCGCGCGAAGAAUGAGAAGCCCUCCUCAGACGAGCUGUUCGACGAGCUUCUGGGGGCUGAGCCUGUGAACACAUCUCGUGGAAAUUAUAUCCCUGAGCUCAACGCUUUCGAUGCCCCCGUGGCUCGUCAGUCUCAACCUGUCGUUGAGGAUAUCAUCGAUUUCCUCAGCGCCAAGCCCAGCAAAAGGACUGUCGCUCGCUCAGUCCCCUCCGUGGAGGGAGGUGCUGCGCAGAACGUCUUCAGCCUCAAUGUUCCCGCAGGCGAGGAGCUUCGUGCCAAGACUUUCCUUGAGAGAGUGAAGACUCUCCUGCAGGUUGAGCCUGCUCGCUUGGUGCUAUAG
Messenger RNA from Penicillium diatomitis, 879 nucleotides. RefSeq lists its product as uncharacterized. Gene Ontology annotation, molecular function: acyltransferase activity. Lineage: Eukaryota; Fungi; Ascomycota; Eurotiomycetes; Eurotiales; Aspergillaceae. The transcript has 2 exons. The coding region runs from base 1 to 879 and encodes 292 amino acids. The record is from RefSeq and is a predicted model, not a curated record.